CCGACAUUCGCUCUCUCUAAAUUUAUGAUUUACCCCAAUAAAGCCGAAAGAUAGAAGCGUUGGUGAUUGAAAAGCUAAGCCCACCCGCGGAGAUUGUAUCGCGCUCAUGCUUCGGCGUAGAACUCGGCGAAGAAGAGAAAGACAAACAUUUAAAAUAUAACAAAAGAAUGAUUGAUCGAUCUCGGCUCUCUUCUUCUUUACCUUGGUCUCCGAUCGCUUUCUAAAUCUUUCCAGGGUUCGGCAUCGCGGGAUCGGGACGGCAUUAGGUUGCAUUUCAAUUGGUGGGUGGAGGAGAUGGGAUCGGGGAGCAGCAAGGACGCCGGGGCGGCGGCGGCCUCGUCGUCUGGUGGAGGACUACGGAAGGCGAGAUCCGGAGGGGCUAGGGUUCUCAACUCUUCUUGCUUUGGCCUCUCAUCAGCUAUCUGGGAUGAUCGGAAGAAAGAAGAGAAUGGAAGAUGUAGAAGCAAUAUUUGUGGGGGUGAAGUGGAGAGUAAAGCCUUUGGAAGGAAUCAUGAAGGCUGCGGGAAGCUUAGCAUUGCCCAACCUAGUAAAAUGCCCUCGUUGACUUCUUUUGAUGAUGAACGAAGUGGAGAAGAUCAAGAUGGGGCACUGCAAAUUGGUUUAGGUGCCAGCAGCAGCUCUUCUGCAACAGCUGCUGUUAGCCGAUCAUCAAACACUUCAGGCAGGUUCUCUCAUUUUGGUUUUUUCUCAGAUGGAAUUAAUUUUAGGUUAAACAGAGCCGUCAGUUUGGGGUCAUCAAGGGCCGACUCUCUCUUCUCAGCUGGUCUCUCCUUUCCAAACAAUGAUGCAGGUGAUCAUGCUAUUGUUGAUGUUGAUAGUUCUCUAAAUAAUGUGAACGAUACUCAUGAGAGUGUCAUUGUGGAAAAUAAUUCUCCCCAAGAUGUGGUCAGAAAUAAUGAAAGGGUUGAGGCUACAUUUGGUCGAUAUUCUCAUACCAAUCAUCUAGAAUCUGAAAAUGCUGAAUUGAGGUAUUCUAAUAGACGGCUUGGACCACAAGAACCUUUAGAAAGCAGUUUGCAGUUUAGCCGAGCACUUAGCGUUGGACGGCUUCGUGAUAGAGUUCUUCGAAGGACUUCAUUAUCUGAGGGAGUAUUUGGUCCUGUCCAUCUAGAGGAUAGGUCUGCUGGGUCUACGGGGCAGGUUAACGGGAGACGACUCUUGGGUGGUACAAGAAGAUCACAAUCCUUUUCCAACAGGAACGAUGAUGUGCUGCAAGAUCCGUCUAGUACUCACCCUUACCCAAUAGCUGGCACUUCGGGCAUGAAUGCUGAUCAUGACUCAGAAACUCCGCAGCCAAGAGAAACCAGUAAUCAUGAUUUACUGGAACACAGGUCUGCAUUCCUUGAAAGGAGAAGGAGAAUAAGAUCUCAGGUGCGGGCCCUUCAGCGAUUGGGUAGCAGGUUUGAGAGUUUAUCAGGUCAUGACAGAUCAUGUAUAUUAUCUGGGCAACAUCGAACUGGUUGUAGCACAUGCAGAACAAACAAUCGAGCUGCUAAUCCUGAUGAUGACACAAGUGCUAGAGCUAGCAUAUCAAGAAUUGUUAUGUUAGCAGAAGCACUUUUUGAGGUUUUGGAUGAAAUUCAUCAGCAGUCUGUAGUUCUCUCAUCUCGGCCAUCUUUUUCCUCUAUUGGAUCUGUUCCUGCUCCAAAGGAGGUAGUAGAAUGUAUGCCAAUAAAAGUAUACAUGAAACCACAUGAACACCAAAUUGACGGGGCUGCACAGUGUUAUAUUUGCCUUGUGGAGUAUGAAGAAGGAGAUUGCAUCCGAAUACUGCCUUGCAAUCAUGAAUUUCACCAAACAUGUAUAGAUAAGUGGUUGAAAGAGAUUCACAGGUAUUUUUUAAUCCGAUCCACUGUUCAUCCUGCAAUUACAUGGGUUUGUCCACUUUGUCGUGGGAACGUUUGCAGAUUGGAUGCAUCAAGCACAGAGAAGCUUUGUUGAAGCAGAUCUGUGAAAUCUCCUGCACUGAACAGUUCCGCUCUGCUCCAUGCAUUCAUGGGACUGGUGGAUUUUUCUGCCUCCUUCAAGAAACCAAAGCAGGUUGCACUGUGUUAUUAGACUGCAACCCUUAGCUUUGGGUCCCCAUGGCCUUUCCUCAUGUAAUCAUUCAAUUCUUAAUUUUAUGAAUGGCCACUGUCCCAAUUUAAAAGCUUUGCAACGCAAAGGGAGACCAGGAGAUUCUGAGAUUAUUUGAAACAGGGGAAUUUGAUUAAUAUCUUUCAGCGAAAAUUUCUCUAUAUUGUGAUCU
Phoenix dactylifera (date palm) is the source of this 2269-nucleotide messenger RNA. Lineage: Eukaryota; Viridiplantae; Streptophyta; Magnoliopsida; Arecales; Arecaceae. The record is from RefSeq and is a predicted model, not a curated record.